Aegilops tauschii subsp. strangulata is the source of this 1120-nucleotide messenger RNA. RefSeq lists its product as uncharacterized. Gene Ontology annotation, cellular component: nucleus. Gene Ontology annotation, biological process: protein import into nucleus. Gene Ontology annotation, molecular function: small GTPase binding; guanyl-nucleotide exchange factor activity. NCBI's taxonomy places the organism in Eukaryota, Viridiplantae, Streptophyta, Magnoliopsida, Poales, Poaceae. The record is from RefSeq and is a predicted model, not a curated record.
AUGGCCGGCGAGAGCAGCACCAGGCGCCCCCUCUUCGGCGGCGCCAUCUCCACCGCCUUCCCCGCCCGGUUCCAGGAUGUGAGCAACAUUCGCGAGGUCCCCGACCACCAGGAAGUUUUCGUCGAUCCCGCCCGUGAAGAGAGCCUCAUCUUCGAGCUGCUCGACCUCAAGGGCGAGGUGGAGGAUGGCGGCAGCGCGCUCUGGUUCCUGCGCGACGUCGCCAACGAGCAAGAUGCGGGGGAUAACUUGGUGGUCGAGCACUCUGGGACAGUUGAGCUAGCUGGUCUGCGCUCCGGGGAAGCACCUGCAGUGGCUGGAACUGCAAUUGGCAAGCUGGCUGUUUCAAAAGGGAGGCAGGGCAGAGAAGCACAGAACAUUGUUCGGCUUUACUUGGCAAACAUACGUCUCAAGAAUGCAGCAACUGAUCUAGUUAUCACUGCAUAUGAGCCGCUCUUGAUAAAUCCUUUGAGUGAAAGUGCCCAGGCAGUUGCAGCUGGACCAGCAGUACCCGCAGAACAAGCAGGAUGCUUGCCAAUGUCGGAGGUCUUCAGACUUGCAGUGAUGAACUUCGAUGUCCAUGAUUGGAACCUUUUCAAUGGCAGCGGUUGAAGCAGAGAGGGUAACACCUCAGUGCUAGAGUGAUUCUUAGGCCCUGUUCGGAACUUGCCCGCUCCGUGGAGUUGGGGAGCUGGGUUUUGGCAGCUCCAUAAAAUUAAGCUAAAGUCUGGUCCACUCCCGGAGCGGAGUUAAAUGAGCCGAGAGAAACCGAACGCAGCCUUAAAAAGGUGUUCUGCAAGAGAGUGUUUGGGGAAUGUACUUUCCUUAGCAAAAACUACUCUCUGAAUUUUCCUUUAGAGUAGUGUUUCUUUUCCUGAAAGUGCCAUCACUUAGUGUAUUUAGUGUCAUCCGAAGAACCCUGGUUGAAGUUCAAUAUAUCAUGUUAGCUUGUACUAGAAUUUACUUGAAUGGUUCUUAGUACUUGCUAUUUCAUCGAUAAAGACUGCAUAUGUCUCAUCAUGGGGCAUUGAGUAGAGAGAGCUCAACUCUGAAUUCUAAAUAUCUUGAUUCUAUUAAGUUAGACACGGGCCAUUUGGGUAUAGAGAUUCGAGAUGUUUUGAUC